Molecule: messenger RNA, 1719 nt
Organism: Anisakis simplex (herring worm)
Lineage: Eukaryota; Metazoa; Nematoda; Chromadorea; Rhabditida; Anisakidae
Source: the annotation of a GenBank genome assembly
GUAAACUAUGCUCGAUCGGAAACAAUAUGCAGAAUAGGUGAUCCAUGCGGAGAAUGUGAAUUGCGAGAAGUUGGUGAUAAAUGCCACAAGGAAGACGUUUAUGAAUCUUUGUUUUGUGAUCGGGAAACGAAUCAAAUUGAUAUCAAUGAGAAUGCAUAUUUGGUAUGUGAUACACGAAAGACACAGCUCAUACGAAAGCUGUGCUCGCAAGGUGAGACAUUCAUCAAUGGCGCUUGCGCAGUGCCACUGAAACGAUACCGACGUCAAGGCACGGCUGGUUCAGGACGCGUCGGAGACUCUUGCUCAUUCAAUACAGAUUGCCUUACCGGAAUGUUUUGCUCGACGGGCAUGUGCACAUGUCUCAGUAAUUUCGUUGCAAUCCAAGGAUAUUGUUAUUUGAAAAAGAAUCCAGGCGAAAGUGGCUGCCAAUACUCAGAGCAGUGCAGUGCUGUAUGGCCUGAGUCACGCUGUGAGAAGAGUCGAUGUGAAUGUCCAGAGGACGUCAACGGUGUACCAUACAUCCAAUCGAAAACUCGUGAUGGAGUGAUCUGUAUUCUGAGAUCCGGUGAGGAUGGCGAUCCUGUGCCGAAAUGUCCACUCCCAGAAUAUGACGAUGACUUGCUAUCGAUGCCCGUCUCUCAACUGAGAAAUCCAGCGAUGACUGAUCCGGAUGAUGAUACAAUAGCAAUGGGUCAACAUAUAAAUCCUCUACAAUUUUGUACGUCUACAUCGACCGACUAUAAGAAAUUCGUUGCAAACGGUGGUGGUGCGUGUGUCUAUUCGGAUGAUCCAGAGAGUACGUCUGGAGUAUCGAUAGCUGACAUCUACGACUGCGUUACGGCUGUAUCGAUGACCGAAGUUAAAGAGGCAAUGGACGGCGUUUAUGAUGUACAUCCAAAUGCGGACGGCAUCUGCUGCCCCAAUCGAGCAUUCACUUGUAUCCAACCAAAGCACGAAGCGGACACGAGUUCAGCGGCAGCUACUGGUGUUCGUCCACGUUGGUGGUUCAACGCUGUUACUGGAACAUGUGAACAGUUCAUGUGGGAUCCAUGGGAUGAUAGUGAAAUGCAGUCACCGAACAAUUUCAAGACUCGUGAACAUUGUGAAUCGUAUUGUCGUGAUACAUGUAAACGAGGAUCGCCACAAUACACGAACGCCAUGACAAUAAAUGAUGCCGAACCGGUGAACACGUGCCAGUCAGUGGGCACCUGCCUUCAGAACUACGAAUGCAGCACGGUUGGUUCGAUGCAAUUCUGUUGUCCGAAUAUCGCGAGUAUCUGCAGUAAUGCUGGAGGUCGGCCACUCGAACCAAUCAGAAGUACACAUUAUGAUCCUGGAUAUUCCAUCAAGAGAUCAUUUGGUUUGUCGUAUGCAAAGUCGGGGCGCUAUUACUACGAUGUCGAACAAGGCCGUUGUAUAUCAUUCACGUAUAAUGGCGGUUUCGGCAAUUUCAAUAACUUCAAGUCAUUGUCCGAUUGUGAAUUAUUUUGUGCAAAACUGCAAUGUAACUAUGGAACACCGCUCAAAAUCGGUACAGCCAACCAACGGUGCUCCACUAACACCGACUGCCCCAGCACACAUGAGUGCCAAUCCGAACAUAACGUUUGCUGUCCACGACCACGUUUGUGUUUUUUAUUUCUUCUUUCAAUAUUGCACAAGGCCAGCCUUCUCCAGCUCAACUUAUCUCAUUCAUUUUGUGUGCAAACUCUCUUAAAAUAA